Molecule: messenger RNA, 1311 nt
Organism: Trypanosoma cruzi
Lineage: Eukaryota; Euglenozoa; Kinetoplastea; Trypanosomatida; Trypanosomatidae
Exons: 1
Coding region: 1-1311 (436 amino acids)
Source: RefSeq, a predicted model, not a curated record
AUGUCAGCUUCACUAAGUGAAUAUCGUGUAAUUUCUGGGAAAGGGGAUCAACUUUUCUCGAAAGGUUUGCUACGUCGCACCACGGUCGCCGCGUUGCAGAACGCUCUCUACGCUGCAGUGGGAAGGAUUCUAAUUGGUAUACUGAAACGCAUAGGAAAAGUGGGAUUACACUCGACUGUGUUUAAGCAGAUUGUAAAAGAAUUUUUUUCCCUUGAUCCUUUGAAAUGGGCAUCUAUUUUUGCUGGUCUGGCUUGCUUUCCGCUUUUAAAACAGAUUAUUCUUAAACUUGGUCGAUGUUGCCGCAUAACUGAGAAGGUUGCUGCUGCCGUUUCGGGUUCCGUUUGUGCCGUGCCUGUGCUUGUCAUGAACAAAGAGACCAGAACCGAUUUAUGUCUUUAUAUCUUUGUGCGAGCGUUAAACAGCUUUGCUGUGCGUCAUAUUAUACCACUUUUACCAGAGUCUUUACAACAAUUUCAAUACUAUGACAUUCUUGUGAUGUGCUUAAGUGCAUCUCAAAUUCUUUAUAGCGUCGUUUUUGCCCCUUUUUCAUUGCCCCCAUCAUAUCAGCAAUUUUUGUCGAAAGCAUCCAUGUUGGAUAACCGCCUGGUUAGGGGCCAUGCAGGUCUUGCAAGGUAUCAGCUAACCCCCGAAUUAGUAGAAUUAUGCAUAGAAAGGGGAGUGAAGAUUCCUCAGAGUCCGAGGGAGCAUUUUCGAAUUGGUUGUAUGCUCACUCAUCCAGGAAUGACAUGCAAUCACUUUUUUAUCUCAUUUAUCGGAAGGAACAUGAUUCAAGUAGGUUUACCACUUUAUAUUCCGCUGAAACUUGGUGUCAUUCUUCUUUACCAAAGGAAAGAACUAAGAAGACGACCAUUUAAGUUAAUACAAAAGACUUUUUUUUCUGUGCUUUCGAGCGCGCUUUUUUUGGCCCUUUAUUCAGCCAGCACUGUGCGUUUUGCGUGUGUUUUUGCACAGUGGAAUAUUCGUGGUGGUGUUUUUUUUGCUAUUUUCUGUUCACUUGCAGGUAUUGCAACUCUGCUUGAACCAAAAGGGAAGAGAAUGGAUUUGGCUCUGUAUUGUUUGAUGCAUGCCCUUCGAUCCUUUGUUAUGACACAGCAUCGUUUGGGGUGGAUACCGUAUCCCAAACACAUUUUAGUAUGUCUUCUUUAUAUGUUUUCUGUGGGGUAUCUUAUAUUCCAGUUUGAUCAGGAACCGGAUAAGCUUAAUCCUCGUCUGCGUGCCAUUUUUUCCAAAUUACUUCCAGUAGAAGAAGAGGAAAAGGCUGAGGUCAUUGUAAACCGCAUGGAAGAGUAG